AUGAAGGCAACGGUCAACAGCAGCAGCAGCAGCGCCGCCAGCAGUAGCAACCAGUUGGAGCCACUGGCGGCCAGCAGCAGCAGCAGUGGCAGCAGCACCAAGCCCCGACUGCCCAAGGUCUCAUUCGCACCGCUGGACAUUGCGGCACCAUCGGCCGCCACGUGAUACGCGAAUAUGCCGCACCACAAUAUCGUUUGCGAGUGGCUGCGCACAAUUGGGCUGCCGCAGUAUGGCGAGAGCUUCCUGGAGAAUGGCUACGAUGAGCUGGAGAUAUGCAAGCAAAUUGGCGAAAUCGAUCUGGAUGCCAUUGGCGUGGACAAUCCCACGCACCGCGGCAAGCUACUAAAAAGCGUGCGUGCCCUGCGUGAGAAGGGCGCCGCCAUUGUCUAUGUGCUCAUCAAUGAUCCGAAGGCGCUCAGCAACAGCAACGAGAUACUUGCCUCUGACUGCGAUACGCCCAUUACCAUGAAGGAGCUGGAGGGGGUGAUGAAACGGCAUCUGGAGGCAGAUGGCAUACGCCUCACAGCCCAUCCAUACUCCUCGCCGGAGGGGAAACGCGGCUACUUGGAAGGCCUGGCCGCGCAUUAUAGCAAACAGAUUAAUAUGCCCUAUGAUGAUGUGCUGGAUGCCAUUGAGCAGGUGCGUCUUUCGAAGUGGAAGGAACGACAUGUGCGCAUCUCGACGGGGCAUACGUUAACGCGUCGCAACGCUGGCGCUGGCAGCAGCAGCAGUGGGAGCAGCGGCGGGGGUGGUGGACUGGUUGGCUCAUCGGUGCUGCCCACCAGUCACAGCCAGCCGCUUUAUGUGCCCGGCAAGUAUUUGCCAUCGAGCUGCCUGUCGAAUCGCGAGGAGAACGAGAUCUACAGCUAUACCCAGAACGAUUUGGCCAAUCGCAUGGCCCGCAAUGCCAUCGACUCCAAGUCGGCGCUCAAUCUGAAUGGAAUGCAGCACAGCUAUCCCGGGGCGCGCACCAAUUUCUUUUACGAUUUUUCGGCAACAGAGGGGCGCAACAAGAACAAACAGCGACGCACGGUCUUUGCGCGCUUCCUGCAGGGCCUGCGGCAAAGCGGAGACGAGCUCAAUGCCAACGAGGGUAUGCAACUAAAGACCAACGAGCGCUUGAAAAGCUGCGGCACCAUGAAACGACCCGAACCCCCGCAGGACUUUGAGAAGACCAUACAGCGACUUAAGACGCAAAAAGCUGCGCAAAAGAAACCAGCCAGCGCACCCAUGGACAUUGCCCUGCAUGAACGCAACAAGGAGGUGGCCCACAGUCUGGCCACGGAGAUGCCAUUGAAUAAUUAUACAAAGCAUCCCUAGGAUACGGCCAUCAGCAUCGAUGCUGCAUAAGAUUUACAUAUUUAAGAGGCAUGCAUUCCAUUUAAUACCAUAUGCACUCAAAAUGAAGCUAGUUAGUCGGGUUCGGGUGAUACACACGUUAAGCGAGCAAUACGAAUUUAAACAUAAACAUAGUUUGUAGUGCAGUGUAAAGGUGAUAUUGAACAGUAUAAGAGCUAAUUAAUAUAGUAUGAUAGACAGCACUUACUGCAAACAGUUGAAGCCAUUACGAUAAUUACAAUUCAAUAGAUAUAACAAACCUACGGCCAGUUGAUCUACAGAAAACUUUUUGUUUAACAUAUGCAGCUAAAAGAUUUUGUUCUAUUUAUUUUGGGCGUACACACUUGAGCCAAACUAAAAGCAUCCACAAGUCAAUCAAAACUUCUUCGAACAUGCCAGGGCAAACCAUAUGCCAUACUCGAUAUUCCAACAGCCUUAGACGGCGAAAUAACUAGCGGCAAAUGCAUCAGCAACUUGGCGAGGAAUGUUGACAAAACGCGAAAUUCCAACAAGCUUAACGCUGAAUCAACACGACCAC
This is a messenger RNA of Drosophila montana, 1876 nucleotides long. RefSeq lists its product as uncharacterized. NCBI's taxonomy places the organism in Eukaryota, Metazoa, Arthropoda, Insecta, Diptera, Drosophilidae. The transcript is spliced from 6 exons. The record is from RefSeq and is a predicted model, not a curated record. Gene Ontology annotation, molecular function: protein binding.